CGGGUGGGAGCGCUGCAGCCCCGGAGAGAGAGGGAUCGGCCGCUCGCCGUGGCACCGGCAGGGGGCGCUGCGGGCCCGCCCCGCGCCGGCCGCUGGGGGGCGCGCUGUCCCGCCCCCUCAGGGCGCGGGGCUCAAAGAGCGCGGGGCGGGCCCGGGCGGCACCUCUGCCCGCCGGGGAGAGCCCAGAGCCGCAGCCGCUCCGAGCCGCCAGCAUGAGCAAGGGCAUCCUGCACACGCUUAAAACGAAGAGAGAACUCAUUCCCCUGGCCGGAAUAUUGUCCUUGGCAGCAGCUGGGGCGUUCUCUUUUUGUGUCUACUCCCUAUUCCGCAAAUCUGAUGUGAUCAUUCACAAGAUUGGCAGUUCAGAACCAUGGGAAACUAUUGAUCCUGCCAAGCCUCAGAAGCUGGUAACAAUCAAUCAGCAGUGGCGACCUAUAGAAGAGCUGGAAGAGGUCAAAAAGCUUACGAAGUGAGAAGUUUCUGUUGCCUCAAAAAAGUACCCUAUGAAUCUAGUGGAAUCACUUCUGCACAAACUUGACUACUGAAAUCAGUGUGCGGAAAUGCUUCUGCUACAUUUUUAGGGUCUCCCUACAUUUUUUUGGACUCUGGAUGAGGAGUUUCAUGUUGCUUUAGAAGCUGGCAUACAGCAUCCACAUAGUCCAAAAAUCUGACUCAAAAUAAUUAUUUUCAAUAAGCAUUUGAUGUAAAUUUUUGAGUAUUCAGAUGGUAAUUAUGGAUCAAAAAAACCUUCAUCAAAACUUCAAGUUUUUGUAGAGUUUCAGGAUUUGUUUCAAAAUACAUUAGUUUUGCCAUUUUACUCAUUUUUAAGAAAAUUAAUUCUAAGUUUAUGCAUUUCAUGUAAAUUGCCCAAAAGCCUUUCUGAAUUGGGAUUCCUGGUCUCCUUCCUUUCUAUUCUGUAUUUCUAUGUUAUAUAGAGACCAAAGUCACAGCCAGAGGAUGUCUUUGUAUGGCAGCAUAUGUGGUCAUACAGUACACUUGCAUUCCUUGGCUGUGUUAGAUGUGGGGACAGAUUAAGUCGAAACUAAUGUUGUGCUGCAAAUACUGAAACUUAUCCACUGAGUCCAGUAGGUUAUGUGAGGGUGUAUUUGAGACUGCAGAUUUAGAACCUCAAAACCUAAGAGUUAAGCAUGGCUAGAAGGGAAAUGAAAAUCAGGUAAUUUCUUUUGUAUUUAAAUAUUGUUCAUUAUUAAAUUUUUUGAUGGUACUAGAAUUAGAAAAUCUGCAUUAUCCAAAACUACACAGUGUUGAUUUCUUCUUUUUGUGCAAGGUUGUUCAAGUGCAAGCUGCAAUGUACUGCACAAUUAACAAUAUUUUUAAAGAUUUCUACAUGCUAUUAGGAAUAUCUCUCUUAUCAAACAGAAACUAAGAUUAAAAUUAGGAAUGAUUCUAUGAAGUUCUUCUUUAAGCUUCUGUGUGUUUGCUUAUGGGUUGGCCAGGGAAAGAAUGUUCCCAGUAAAAUCAUGAGACAUGCAUCCAAUGGCAGAACAGUCCUUUUGUAGAUAUUUUCUGCAUGUGUCCUCUUCCAAGCAGUUUCUCAAUCUAUUCUACAGUUCCUCUUAAAAUGGAUGGUAAGAACUCAUAAUCCUUUCUGUGAGGAAGAAACCAAAAGUGAAACAGCUGCUAAUUGAGAAAAGUCCCCUUAAAUGAGUAAUAGUCAAGUGCUUUAGGUUAUUCUGCUGCAGCAAAGACAGACUUCAUUUAGAAAAGCUGUCUCCUGAAUUCCAAGGUAGCUUGGCUUCAGAAGCUGUUUUCUUCAACUGAGGAAAAAAAUAAUCUACAUGUUGCAUAAAUAUUUGUUUAUCUAGUAAGGAUGACUCAGCAGCAUUUAUGUUUUAGAGUGAGAGGAACUAGUAGUCUUCAGAAUAAAUCCUUAGCUUGCAUUUAAGGAAUGAUAUUACAAGAAGAUUGAAUAGCAGAGAACCACAAAAAUACAGAGCUCUGAGGAAGUUUUAAGUAUUUUAAAACAGAAAAUAUUUUAAAAUAUUUCUCUGUAUUUCCAUAUUUCUACUGGACUGUAGCAAAAACAAAGUGGUGUGCCCUGAGUUGAUGCAUUAAUUGAGUUUGUUCUUCAGUAAGUCACUUUUUUUGGCUGCAAAAACUAUGACCUAAGUAUAAGUCAACAUUGGGAAAAUAAGUGUAAGUAAAUUUUAGUUAAUUUUUGUAUUUAGCCACAUUUCAGUGAUGUUUCCAGUAGCACAUUAAGCAGUGUGACUGCUGUCAGUACAGGUUGCUGCUUCUUUUAUCAUGUCCUGAAGCAUAACAGCUCUGGUAAUAAAACUGUUUUGCUUUGUAA
Molecule: messenger RNA, 2314 nt
Organism: Passer montanus (Eurasian tree sparrow)
Lineage: Eukaryota; Metazoa; Chordata; Aves; Passeriformes; Passeridae
Gene: COXFA4L3
Product: chromosome unknown C15orf48 homolog
Exons: 4
Coding region: 213-473 (86 amino acids)
Source: RefSeq, a predicted model, not a curated record